AUGGACGUUGGCAUUGUUGGACUUGGUGUCAUGGGUGCCAACCUGGCACUAAACAUUGCAGAGAAAGGGUUUCACGUUGCGGUAUUCAAUCGCACAUACUCCAAGGCGGAGAGUUUUAUUAAAGAGCAUGCCUCGGCUCCUUUUGCGGCAAAUCUUAAGGCAUAUGAGACGAUGAAUUCUUUUAUUAUGGCCAUUAAAAAGCCGCGCAAGAUAUUUAUUCUUGUUCAGGCUGGCGCUGCUACUGACGCGACGAUUGAGCAAUUAAAGGGCGUUCUGGAGAAGGAUGACAUUAUUGUGGACACGGGUAACGCUCACUUCAAGGAUCAGACCCGCCGAGCCGAACAACUGGAGGCAGCAGGUCUGCGUUUUCUUGGAAUGGGCAUUUCCGGUGGGGAAGAGGGCGCCCGAAAAGGCCCUGCCUUUUUUCCCGGUGG
Molecule: messenger RNA, 434 nt
Organism: Trypanosoma cruzi
Lineage: Eukaryota; Euglenozoa; Kinetoplastea; Trypanosomatida; Trypanosomatidae
Product: 6-phosphogluconate dehydrogenase, decarboxylating
Exons: 1
Biological process (GO): pentose-phosphate shunt, oxidative branch
Cellular component (GO): cytosol
Molecular function (GO): phosphogluconate dehydrogenase (decarboxylating) activity; NADP binding
Source: RefSeq, a predicted model, not a curated record